Messenger RNA from Fukomys damarensis (Damara mole-rat), 3614 nucleotides. RefSeq names its product DnaJ heat shock protein family (Hsp40) member C9 (gene Dnajc9). Bases 1995 to 2777 code for a protein of 260 amino acids. Lineage: Eukaryota; Metazoa; Chordata; Mammalia; Rodentia; Bathyergidae. The transcript has 5 exons. The record is from RefSeq and is a predicted model, not a curated record. Gene Ontology annotation, cellular component: nucleus; cytoplasm. Gene Ontology annotation, molecular function: heat shock protein binding.
CCUGAGUGCAAUCCCCGGUACCAUAAAUAAAUACAUAAUAAAAGAAGAAUGAGAAAUUAGAAGGAAGCUAAUGUUGUAAAAGCACUUACAUAAAUCUCCACACCCUUUAUGUGCAACAUUAUUGUAAGGAUUGUAAGGUAUCAUUAUGGUAAGGAGGGUUCGUUCUCUCCACUUUACAGAUGAGAAAGCUGUAGCUGGGGAGGGAGAAACUUGCCCAGCAAUAUAAGGUUCAGACACCUACAGGCUUCCUUCUAACAUAAUAUCUAUGUUGCAGAAAAACAUAGGAGGGUUUCAAAAGUCUUAAGGAGUUAGUAUAGCUAGGUGUUAUUGUGCAUGCCUGUAAUCCCAGUUACUUACUUGGGAGGCUGAGGCAGGAGGAUUGCAAGUUCAAGACCAUCCUGGGUAACUUAGACCCUCUCAGAAGAAAAAAUUUUAACAGGCCUGGAGACAUAACUCAGUGCUCCUUGGGUUCAAGCCCAUCAGUGGUAGAAUCUUACCUGUGUAUCAUGAGUGUGGUAGUAUAAAUGCCAGUUGGGCCAAAGCUAAAUAUUGUCCCAGCCAAAACUGCACAGUUCAACACCCAUAUACCUAAAUUACAUUGUGUUACUGCACACUUCAGAUAAUAUAGACUUCAAAUACUGGCAUAGUAAGAAACGGAAUUUACAAAGAAGGUUCUAAUUCUAUUGAUACGCUAUUUGCUUUUCAGGAUUCUAUAUUUUAAGAACAAUUAUUAGUCAUCUCAAAUUCUGGGUCACUGAGCCUCCCCAAGGGUUGUUGCUGGUUGACCAGCACUUGUUUUGAGGAGACUGAAACCAGGAAAGAUGGAGAGGAACUGACUUUUGAUGGCUUUGAUUUUGGAUUGGAGAAAAAAAGGCUUUGAAAACCUUGGCAACUCUGGAAUUUUGUAAGAUACUAGCAUAUCCUGGAGAGUCAGAGGCUUUGCAGAAACCUAAUGUCAGAGUGCAGUGUGAUUCUGCAAAGUCUUGACCAGUAAGAGGAAGUGAUAUAAAAUGUAUUAUUUUUAGCAUUUUUGAAUUUUUGCCAGUUGCAAAUUCACUUUGCAUUUUAGAUUAUUAAUCCAAGGUAUAUGUACACAUAUGUCUAAAGGGAGCUUAUCUUCUUAGUUUCCAAAUUUUUCUUCAGGCUUUGUCUUGUUUUGGAUCCCCAGGCCCAAGUUUCCCACCCUGUCAAGGAUGAUUCUGCAGCCCAGCCUGCUGUCAGCUCAAAUCCAUCUGCUCAGAUGUGUUGGACUUUACAAAUGUUACAUAGACCUGUUUCAGCAGCUUGUAUUUUUACUAGGGUCGUAUUGGGUCAAUAGAUAAGGUAAAGGGAGCUGGAAGGAGAGGUUGAUUGUGCAAUAUAGAUAGUUUUUUAAACUAAGACUGGUGUUUUGUGCUUUUUGUUCAAUAGUUCUUUUCCCCCUGCUAUGUUUGAGGGAGAAGUACCCCAGCAACCUCGGCCCAUAGGUUACAAUUACUGGCCUACAGCUGUACUGCUUGAGGAUCAUCUUUAACCAAAUCUUUUAAACUGUUAGGUUAAGCCAUGUAUAACUGCUGAAUGCUGGCUAUUUGACCAAUUUCCACUAAUUUUUUUUUCUAUUAAUGUAACCUAAUAGCGGGACAUUCUAUAUUAUCAGUGGAUGUUUCUGUGCUGGGACGUUCGGGGUAAGACAGACGUAAUAUUUCCAGAGUAAGGGGACGAGGGCUGCUCGGAAGAGGUAUCCGAACCCUGAAGGUUGCCAGCUCUUGGAGUGCUGAGAGACCAGAACGCCAGAGCAGCCUCAGCUCUAAACCGAGUUUUCGCGGGCAGCGCCACUUGCCACGCCCCUCUGCGGCCGCCGUAGAGCGUAGCUGCGCGCAUGGCUCCGCCCCUUCUGCGCCUUCUGUGACGCAGGCGCCGUGGGCUUUUUGAGCGGGAAAAGAAAGUCGGCUCUGCUGGAACUGGAGCAGCUGUGACCCUCUGUGUUCGCGGAGGCUGCCUUCCCCCGGCCCAGCAUGGGGCUACUGGAGCUGUGCGAGCAGGAGUUUGGUACCGACGACCUUUACCGGGUGCUGGGCGUGCGGCGCGAGGCCUCGGACGGCGAGGUCCGACGCGGCUACCACAAGGUGUCCCUGCAGGUGCACCCCGACCGGGUGGACGAGGGCGACAAAGAGGACGCCACCCGCCGCUUUCAGAUACUGGGGAAAGUCUAUGCAGUUCUAAGUGACAAGGAGCAGAGAGCAGUGUACGAUGAGCAGGGAACAGUGGACGAGGACUGUGCUGUGCUCAACCAAGACCGGGACUGGGAGGCGUAUUGGAGGUUACUCUUUAAAAAGAUAUCUCUAGAAGACAUUCAAGCUUUUGAAAAGACGUACAAAGGUUCUGAGGAAGAGUUGGCCGAUAUUAAACAGGCCUAUCUGGAUUUCAAGGGUGAUAUGAACCAGAUCAUGGAGUCUGUGCUGUGUGUGGAGUAUACAGAGGAACCCAGGAUAAGAAAUAUCAUUCAGCAAGCUAUUGAUGCUGGAGAGGUCCCUUCCUAUAACGCCUUUGUUAAAGAAUCAAAACAAAAAAUGAAUGCAAGGAAAAGGAGGGCACAAACAGAGGCUAAAGAAGCAGAAAUGAGCAGGAAGGAGUUGGGCCUUGAUGAAGGAGCCAAUAACUUGAAAGCACUCAUUCAGAGCAGACAGAAGGAUCGGCAAAAGGAAAUGGACAGUUUUCUGGCUCAAAUGGAAGCAAAAUACUGCAAAUCUUCCAAAGGAGGAGGGAAAAAAGCAGCCCUCAAGAAAGAAAAGAAAUAACGGAAUUUUUCUCUUUAAAGGUCCUAAGGCAUCAAUUGAUGCUAUUGUAGGCAAGGUAUAUUCAAGAUUUGAAGGCAGAGUUAACCUAACCCUUAAGAGAAGUUGUCCUUCCAGCCUAAAUUAUUUAGAUUGACUAAACCUAACAAUUUCUCAACCUGGUCUUAGAUUUCCUAGAAAUCAUCUGACAUCAUGAGAAUCCCUCACAGGAAGGAAUGUGGCCAUGAUAGUUGGGAGGGCAGUGUCUUGGGAGCUCCCUCUAGGAGAUGGGUCUGUCCAUCCUGCUUUCAGUGAUGUGCACAUCUGGGAACCAUACUACACCUGGCUAGAACAGAGUACUUGCUGAACAGGUAGCUGUCUUCCAAAUAAUUGCCAGCUUUCAUUUGGUUCUAAUGAUCUUAAAUAGACUCUCUGUCCUUUUUAUUAGUCAGGUUUUGUACUCUUAUCCUUAAAUUAAAGGAGAAAUAGGUAUUUAGAUUACUUCAAACAUUUUUGUAAAGUUGUGUGUGAUUAAAUAAACAAGUAAAAAAAAAGUUCUGGUGGCUUUUUAAAUGAUCCCAUUGAUCAUUUAAAAUGUGAUCUAGAAGAAAUAUGAAUGGUAUUUAGGGUAGACAAAAAGAUUUUUUAAAAUUUCUAGUCAGCAUUAUAAUAGCCUGCAUAAAGAGCUCUUGUUUCCUCCUCUGUAAGAGUUAACCCAUGGUGUCAUAUCAGACAUAUAAUUUUGGUUUCAUUUCAAGAAAUAAACUGCACUAGCUUUGAGAGAACACAGGCAAAAGGGUAAGGAAGGGGCUGGGGAUUUAGCUCAGUGGUUCCACCACCUGCCUUGUGAGUGCAAGGACC